Molecule: messenger RNA, 1950 nt
Organism: Neoarthrinium moseri
Lineage: Eukaryota; Fungi; Ascomycota; Sordariomycetes; Amphisphaeriales; Apiosporaceae
Exons: 2
Coding region: 1-1950 (649 amino acids)
Biological process (GO): regulation of transcription by RNA polymerase II
Cellular component (GO): RSC-type complex; nucleus
Molecular function (GO): DNA-binding transcription factor activity, RNA polymerase II-specific; DNA binding
Source: RefSeq, a predicted model, not a curated record
AUGGAUAUGCAAUUUUGCGCUUCGUCGAAUUUCGGCCCUGUCUUCAACUUCUCCCAUGGACAGGGGACCGCCAUGCAUUAUCCGGAAGGCCAAUACCCUGUUUAUACCGGCUUUCCCGGACUGCAAUACGUGUAUGCGUCACAGCAACAACAACCUAAUGACUACCCUCCCGAUCGUGGUUCUCUGAACGACGGUAAAACGGAAUCCAAACCUAGAUUAUCCAAGGAGGAAGUGGAGCGAUUAGAAAAGGUCUUCCAAGAUAACCCCAAGCCCUCGAGUUCGGUCAAAGCUCAACUUGCCGACGAGCUGGGCCUUGAACGGCCAAGGAUCAAUAACUGGUUUCAGAAUAGGAGGGCGAAGGCGAAGCAAGAGAGGAAGCAAGAGGAGUAUGAGGCCCGUAGAGCGGCUGAAAAUCCUGGCUCUGAACCCGGCUCGCCAUUAGAUGCUUCUUCAGGCGCCUCCGAGUCGGUUGAUCAUGAUCACCACGAACGGAUAAAGCCUUCGUCUGCCUUGUUUCCUGAUCUUACCUUGCCGACCACCUCAGGUCAUUCCCUGGGCAGUAGCGUAGCAUAUGAUGAGGAUGCAGCGGGCGAUGCAGAGGCUUUUGAUUCGCGAUACCCGCCUCAAGCUGCCGACUCAACCCCGGAUGAUAAGUCCGUUGACUUGCAAUCGCCAUUGUCAUUGAACUUCUCUCAACCAGAUGACCUGAGCUACGCACGACCCCAGAUGGCCCAGGGCUUCCUGACUUCAUCAUCCAUACACAACUACAACUCGUAUGGAUUCCAACACCACCAUUCGGCCGAACAACUCGGUCAGCACCGAGAUGUCAACAACUUGGCCCACGGAUUACCAUCUCCCGAGGAGCAGGCCGCAGCUCCUCACUACUCAGCUACCCACUAUCACCAGAUGGCUGGAGCGGACUACUCAAGCUCAGCAAUACCCUACUUCCAAUCUGAGUCGCCAUUGGGUGAGCACAACCUGGAAGACCACCAUAGCAAGGAGAAUGCGCGGCAAGUUGGAUCGAAUAGCCCAUGCUUGCCCGAAGAGUCCAUGGCGUCUUCAACUGUUGAUGGUCUUUCCACACCGACGGAUUCAUUCAAGUCCCCCCCACCUCCAGCCAACAUCGCAUCGCGGCGCAACAUUGCCAGACCCGCGGCGCUGCAUGUCGGUUCACUGAGAGGGCGGUCCUACAACCUUGGUGGCGGACUCAAGACGGGCAUGGACGGGCUGCGCCGAAUCGACCCAACAAGUCCUGCUACUGCAAUGCGUAGAAUCGUUUCGGCAGGCGGGAACAUGGCCGGCCGCAUUCAGAAACAGAGCAAUGGGCCGCGCUCUCCUCUGUUCUUGGGCCGAAGCACUGAGGCCUAUUUGCAAUUCCAUUCCCGCUCUCCCGUCGGGAUACUCAGCGCUGCACUUUCGGGAACCACCCCUCCCACCCCGAUGACACCUGCAGUCAUGAAUCAGGGAGGGCGCGAGCCAACCGUUUCAUCCACUUGUUCCGAUGACGAAGCCUUUAUUCUUGGGCAUGGUUUCUCAGGCAUCGAGUCGCUAAAGACGCCCCCAGAGACUCCUGCGUUGAUCACCAACCUCGGCGCGCACAACUUCAGCGCACACCAAUUCGGUACCGGUGUCGACUUUUCUCCUGAUCAGCCACUACUCACGCCAUAUUUCCAGAGCGAGUUUCCCGACCUGACACUUCGCCAUGUGCCGAGUUAUGUCGACAUGAGUGACAACAGCCUCCCGUCAACGCCACUCUAUCCCAACAUGAUGAAUGCAGCGGCACAAGACUCGAGUAACCUUGCUGCCUCAGGGACACAGUAUGACUGGGACACGAAUGAAUCCAUAACAUCGUCGAAAUCAUCCCCUGGUCAACCUCGCUCCAGACAGAUUCAGUUCACACAGAACAUCACUCCUCAAGACUACAACACCAGUGUUGUGCAUGAGAGGUGA